Molecule: messenger RNA, 680 nt
Organism: Pararge aegeria (speckled wood butterfly)
Lineage: Eukaryota; Metazoa; Arthropoda; Insecta; Lepidoptera; Nymphalidae
Gene: ND-B17
Exons: 4
Coding region: 117-614 (165 amino acids)
Biological process (GO): mitochondrial electron transport, NADH to ubiquinone
Source: RefSeq, a predicted model, not a curated record
UUAUUUAUUUAAUUUAAAUGCUUGCUGUCAAUGGUCAAUGAUAGAUAGUCGUAUUCCAAAAUUGUAAUUAUCGUAACGAAGGGUAUAAAUAUAGUUUAGUGCAGAAAAGCAAUAAGAUGGCUCAAACGGCGGGUGUAAAGCCCAUGACCAUUGCCGGUCGUGUGGCUUCCGAAAGAGAGAGAUGUAUUGGUAUGACUGAUGCAGAAAGGGCAUGGCGCAAACAAUGGUUAAAAGACCAAAUAUUGGCUUCAAAUGAACCUGUACAUGUUGAGGAAUACUGGAGAGAGCGCACCAACCCCUUACGUCGUAUCUAUCGUAAACCAUUGGAUGUAUUAUUUAAUAAGCUAGCUCCUGUCCUGGGACAGCAGCGUGCCGCAGAUUAUAGAUACAUUACAGGAAAACUUGGAUUCAUUGCCGUUGGUAUUUUGGCUGUCCAUUACUAUUUCAAAUAUCAAGGAAAUGACUGGACUAAAAAAGGUGGUUGGAGAGUAACGAGAACUAAACCUAUGGUGCUGCCUGGACAACCUGGUUUCCCAUAUAAAUCUGAACGUUGCAAGGAUUCUGAUUAUGCUGACAGAGGUUUCAGUGCAUCUGUCCUUCAUGGUGCAAAUUAGAUCUUAAUGUUACAAACAAAAUGUGAAGUAGAUGAUAAUUGAUUGAAAUAAACCCGUUUUCUGUUA